Molecule: messenger RNA, 3886 nt
Organism: Carlito syrichta (Philippine tarsier)
Lineage: Eukaryota; Metazoa; Chordata; Mammalia; Primates; Tarsiidae
Gene: GDF11
Product: growth differentiation factor 11
Exons: 2
Biological process (GO): SMAD protein signal transduction
Cellular component (GO): extracellular region
Molecular function (GO): cytokine activity; growth factor activity
Source: RefSeq, a predicted model, not a curated record
CAGUCAACCAGACAGGCGUGCGAGCAGGGUCAAGACUUGGAACACAGAGGCUGAGCAGUCCAAAUUGCCAGUGCCAUCCAGGGCUACUGAUCCCCCCGGCACAAACACCCUUUACUGACGCUGUGCCCCCUUCUGUCUCAUCAGCGGAUCCGGCAGUGCAGACAGACGGCAGCCCCCUCUGCUGCCACUUCCACUUCAGCCCCAAGGUGAUGUUCACAAAGGUACUGAAGGCUCAGCUGUGGGUGUACCUGCGGCCUGUGCCCCGCCCAGCCACAGUCUACCUGCAGAUCUUGCGACUAAAACCCCUGACCGGGGAAGGGACCGCAGGGGGAGGGGGCGGAGGCCGGCGUCACAUCCGGAUCCGCUCACUGAAGAUUGAGCUGCACUCACGUUCCGGCCACUGGCAGAGCAUCGACUUCAAGCAAGUGCUACACAGCUGGUUCCGCCAGCCACAGAGCAACUGGGGCAUCGAGAUCAACGCCUUUGAUCCCAGUGGCACAGACCUGGCUGUCACCUCCCUGGGGCCGGGAGCUGAGGGCCUGCACCCUUUCAUGGAGCUUCGAGUGCUAGAGAACACAAAACGUUCCCGGCGGAACCUGGGCCUGGACUGCGACGAGCACUCGAGUGAGUCGCGCUGCUGCCGAUACCCCCUCACAGUGGACUUCGAGGCCUUCGGCUGGGACUGGAUCAUCGCACCUAAGCGCUACAAGGCCAACUACUGCUCCGGCCAGUGCGAGUACAUGUUCAUGCAAAAAUAUCCGCACACCCACCUGGUGCAGCAGGCCAAUCCGAGAGGCUCUGCUGGGCCCUGCUGCACCCCCACCAAGAUGUCCCCCAUCAACAUGCUCUACUUCAAUGACAAGCAGCAGAUUAUCUACGGCAAGAUCCCUGGCAUGGUGGUGGAUCGCUGUGGCUGCUCCUAAGGUGGGGGACAGAGGAUGCCUCCCACACAGACCCUGCCCCAAGACCCCUAGCCCUGACCCUCAGCCCUCCAAGCCUCAGCGCUCCCUCCACUCUUCCCGUGAGCGUCACGCCGUGUUCCCCAACCAAGCAGUGUGCAAUACAACAGAGGGAGGCAGGUGGGGACUAAGGGUGAGAGGUUUGGGGUCAGGGGAAGUAGGGGCAUGGUCAGAGCGGGGAGUGUUUGAGUUUGCAGAUGAGAAGGUUUGGCAAGAAGACAGAGAGAUGUAGAGACAGAGGGAGAGAGAGAGGGAUAGAAGGCAGAGAAACAAAAAGAGCAGCAGUGAGAAGGCAAAGGGAGAGGCAGAAGAGACAGACUAGGCAGAGACAAACACGGAGAAAGAGACUGAAAUGGAGUAAUAAAGGAAAGCCCCACACCAAGCCUCCUUUCUUCCGCUAGCAAGGUGAGGGGCUUGGUAUAGUUUGGGGAGAUCCCCUGACUACUCAGUAGGAGAGGAACUAAAAAAUCCACUCUUAGCUUCUUCCUUCUCUCCCUCCCAACAGUGGCCAGGGAAGGGAAGUGAGGGCAGGGGCAAAAGUAAGGAUUUGGGAAUUUUAUUUAUUUAUUUAUUGUGACUUUUCAUUUUUUGGUAUUUGGCUUUACUGGAAUAGGAUGGCCCCUGCCCACUGUGCCCCAUUUAUCCUUUAUUCCCCAGACCCUGCUCUGCCCCAAUACCCACCCACUUAAGCACUUGUAUAAAGCCUCCAGGGUUGGGAAUGGGAGUAAAGGGCAAGAGGGCCGACACAGGGAAGUCUCUAACCCAUAGUCACCCUAACUCAACCUUUCUGAGCCAAACGGGUGGAAUUUAAGCCAGGUGUCAUGGAAAAUGGAAGAGGUUAGGGUGUAAGAGCUGGGGGAGCCCUCACCAUCCAGGAUUCUAUGUGAUGAGAGCCACUCACUGACCCUCAGGUCCAGCCUUAGGACACUGAGUUACUUAGCCAGAGGGUACAGCCUGCUUAUGCCCAAAUUCCCUCAGCCAAGAGAGAGACCAAAGAGCCUGUGGAAUGCCCCUGCUCCCAGCCUCUAUCUUCAGGUCAAUAAAAAAGCAUAGUGAUCCCAGAGUCCCGGUCUGGGAAGGGUGAGGAGGGAAAGGCGCAGUAAGGAGGCUGAAGGUUACAGGGCAUUUGAAUCCAAAUCACUGUUCUGGGCUAGGGAAUAGAGCCAGCAGACCAAGGUGGGAGGGAUUCUGGAGGGGGGACAUUUUAGUCCCCUAGCCCCAAAGCUCAGGGUGGAAGGGGGUAGAGCAAGGAAGAAGAGUGUCUAUAAUUAUUUUUACCUUUUAUUUUUGGAAUCUAACAGUAUGUGGCAGCAGGGAGAAGACAGGACAGUGGGGAAAAGCAUCUGACAAGACCAGGUAGAGCAGAGGAUGGGAGGGAUGGAGAUGCCGUGAUCUGGAGGGCUAGGAGGCAGGCAGAGCCUGGCUGGCACUUCAGGUCACUAGCGAGGCCCAUUCGUUCCUUCCACAAUCCUGAUCCACCCUCCUCUGGACUCACUGUGCCUCAGUUUCUUUCCCUCAAUGGAAUGAGAAAUCGCAGCACCCGCCACAGCCAAGAGAUGAAUUCUGAGCACUUACCACGGGCACUUUAUGGACAUAAAAUACCUCUCGCUGUGGGACAGAUAACCAGGGCACCAGAGUAGUGGUGAAGAGAUAUGAGGCUUAGAGAAGUCACAGGCUUCAGAGUACAAGUUCCCCUUGGCCUCCCAGCUGGACAGUGCCUGAAGCCAAGGAGUUGAGAAUCUCCUGCUCCACACCCUAUCCUUACUUCACUGCCAGACCUCUUGGCUCCAGGCAACAGCCUAGAGGAUGUCAGGAGAGGAGGGGGAAGAAUCUUCAGCAAAAUUAUCACUCUCAGUAGAGCCAGCAGUUACGGGUCUGAUAAAAGCAGUACUGGACUAAAGAAAAGCCCAAACUGGAGAGCAGACCUGGAAGGCUUGUUCUUCCCAAGAGCAUGACUCUCCCCGUUGGCCCAGUCGGUGGAGGGGGCAAAGGUAUGUGACCACCCUUGAGAAGGGGAUGGCGGUGAGCCUUAACAUCUUAUUCCUAUUCUCACAGUGAGAAAGUGAAAUGAGGUGUUUCAGCAGAGGAAUGGGCAAGGGCCGUUAAGCUUACCUUGCCCCACAGAGCAGCUGUGCUAACCCCAAGCCUCUCCUCUGGCCCUGUUCUUCAUCCUUCUGCCCCGAUAUUGGAGAACAAGACACAUCUGACCAUCAGUACCGCUCAUUUCCUUGGUGGAAGGAGAGGAACAGAGAAAUGAAGAACAGAAGAUACCUCCCUCCAAGGUCAAAUGCCUCUUGAUCUUGGCACGGGGUAGGGGUUGGGUAAUAAGCAUCAGGUAACUUCCCUCUACAGAGCUGAGGCAUUAAACGUGGGGGACACUUAGAAUAUUGCCCCUUUAAUACCACCAAAUAAAGACCUCUGCGAGAGGGAGGGUGGGGUGGUCUUUAUCUUAUGAACAUAAAACUAGGCGCUGAAGUCUCAUUCCCCUAUUCCUCUCUACCUCCAAAGAGGCAUGGGGUGAAGAGGCUUGGUGGCACAGCUCAGCAACCCAGUGGGAGCUAGCACUCCCUCCCACCGUAUGAUGGGUGUGGACCUGGCCAGUGCCCCUCCAAACAUAUCAUUAUUAGUGUAAUUAUUAUUUACUUUGUGUAUUUGUUACAUCAUGUGCGUGAUAGCCUUUGUUAAGGGUGUCUGAGGAGUAUGGGACUGACAGGGGCACUGGAAUGCUGUGAAAGGACUUCUUCACUGAGAUCAAGGCUUCCUGGAGGGAACCACUGCAAAAAAGGCCAUCAGGCAGUUUUCAAGUUAUGUGACAGAGGGCAAAGAUGGCCAUAGGGUGCUCUGAGUUUUGGGAUGGUCACAUGACACAAUCCAGCACUUGAACCUGAAAAAAGAAAAAUAAAAGCAGUCAAAGAGUUUAGAAUUCA